Molecule: messenger RNA, 2620 nt
Organism: Abrus precatorius (Indian licorice)
Lineage: Eukaryota; Viridiplantae; Streptophyta; Magnoliopsida; Fabales; Fabaceae
Product: probable galacturonosyltransferase 11
Exons: 2
Coding region: 578-2188 (536 amino acids)
Molecular function (GO): polygalacturonate 4-alpha-galacturonosyltransferase activity
Source: RefSeq, a predicted model, not a curated record
AUGGAAUGAGUUAAGGAUUUGGAACCGAAGAGCAUUCUUUUUCUUCCCUUACCUUUAACUGUGGGCAGGCUUGGCUUGGCUUGGUUGAACUCACGUUCAUCUUCUUCUUUUUCUCUUUUCACUUUCCCUUUAACAUAUAUUCCCAACGUUGAAAAAAAAGAGAUCCAUAGCUAAGAUUAAAUUAAAAUUAAAAAAGAAGAAGAAGAAAGGAAGUGUUGAGUUUCCGCUAAGAAUUAGGAUGGCAUGAGACGUGAGUCACGUGCGAUCAUGUGCGGGUGUAGGUUUCUUGAGGUAUUUUACAAUUAAUUAAUUAAUAAUUUGAGAGGAAAAGGAAAUGAAUGAAUCCACAGGAAAGGAAACACUUGCAAUUGUGCAUGCUUAUGCUUCCUUCCCAAAUAACCUUCAAUUCUCUCUCUAUCAUUUAUUGAAUUAAAUUUUGUGGGUCUUAUUUAUUUCACUGUGAGUGGAGGAAUAGCAUUUGUUUGAGGUGGCUGUGAGGAUUGCGAAUUCGAAAUUGCAAGUGAGAAGAGAGAAGAGAGGGAAAUUGAAUGUGGAUUUGGUGGUGAAUCCGUGAAAGAUGCGGCGACGGGCUGCCGAGUAUCGGCGCCCGGUUCGACGGAGGUUUUCAUAUUGGAUCUGGCUUCUCCUCGCCUUCUCCUCUAUCCUCGGAUUGAUUCUCUUCGUUGUUCAACACAAUCACCACCACCAAGAUCCGCUUCAGUAUCCUUCGCUGGAGAGAAGUGCAAGAGUUGAACAUUUUGCUAAGGAGAGAUUGAAUUUUACUGAAGAGAUUUUAAGUGUAGCAUCAUUUUCUCGGCAGUUAGCACAACAAAUGACUCUAGCCAAGGCUUAUGUGGUUAUUGCUAAAGAACACAAUAAUCUUCACCUUGCCUGGCAGCUUAGCUCAAAGAUCAGAAGUUGCCAGCUUUUGCUUUCAAAAGCUGCCAUGACUGGUGAGCCAGUCACACUGGAGGAGGCAGAGCCAAUUAUUAAAAGCCUUUCAUUUCUAAUUUUCAAGGCACAAGAUAUCCAUUAUGACAUUGCAACCACAAUAGUGACUAUGAAAUCACAUAUUCAAGCUCUUGAAGAGCGUGCCAAUGCAGCAACAGUUCAAAGCACUGUGUUUGGUCAAAUAGCAGCCGAAGCAGUACCUAAGAGUCUUCAUUGCCUAAAUGUGAAACUCAUGUCUGAUUGGCUAAAGAUGCCAUCCCUGCAAGAACUCUCAGAUGAGAUGAAAAACUCCCCGCGGCUCAUGGACAACAACCUAUAUCAUUUCUGCAUAUUUUCAGAUAAUGUAUUGGCAACAUCUGUGGUUGUAAACUCAACUGUCUCCAAUGCUGACCAUCCGAAGCAGUUGGUCUUUCACAUUGUCACUAAUGGAGUCAAUUAUGGGGCAAUGCAAGCAUGGUUACUUAGUAAUGACUUUAAUGGAGCAACCAUAGAGGUACAGAAUAUUGAGGAGUUUCAUUGGUUGAAUGCAUCUUAUUCUCCAAUUGUUAAGCAGCUCCUCAAUCCUGAUUCACGGACCUUCUAUUUUGGAGCAUAUCAAGAUUUAAAUGUUGAGCCCAAAAUGCGGAACCCCAAGUAUUUGUCUUUAUUGAAUCAUCUUCGGUUUUACAUCCCUGAGAUUUAUCCACAACUUGAGAAGGUUGUCUUCCUGGAUGAUGAUCUUGUUGUCCAGAAAGAUCUGACCCCUCUUUUCUCUCUGGAUUUGCAUGGGAAUGUGAAUGGUGCUGUUGAAACAUGUCUUGAAGCAUUUCAUCGGUACUACAAGUAUCUCAACUUCUCAAACUCAAUUAUUAGCUCAAGGUUUGAUCCACAGGCAUGUGCAUGGGCAUUUGGUAUGAACAUUUUUGACUUGGUUGCCUGGAGGAAGGCAAAUGUUACUGCAAGAUAUCAUUACUGGCAAGAGCAGAAUGCUGAUGGGACACUCUGGAAGAUGGGGACACUUCCACCUGCUCUUUUAUGUUUUUAUGGUUUGACAGAGCCACUUGACAGAAGAUGGCACGUUUUAGGAUUGGGUUAUGACCUAAAUAUUGACAACCGCCUCAUUGAAAGUGCGGCAGUUAUUCACUACAAUGGAAACAUGAAGCCGUGGUUGAAGUUAGCUAUAAGCAGGUAUAAGCCUUUAUGGGACAAGUACAUAAAUCAAAGUCACCCUCAUCUCCAAGAUUGUGUCACAAGUUGAAAUGCGCUACUUCUUGAUUGCUGAUGGAUUAUGCAAUCUCAGAUUAUUUUAAACUCUUGAUCUGUGGUUGCCUAAAUGUGGAGUCAGAAGUAGAAAAUUUUGACUUUGCUAGGAAUUUUGUUUUUUUUUUUUUUUUUCAUUCUCUUUUCCCCAAUUUUUCUUUUCGAGUCAGUCUUGAAACAGAACAGAAUGAAUUCUUAUACAUUACAAAGUUAAUAUGCGCUAGGUGAAGAGAUGUGGGAGAAUCCAUUUUUGGCCGGUGGGGCUAUCUUUUCCCCUUCUGCAAGUAAUAGAAUGAUUGUUCUUUAGUAAUUCUUGUAAUAAUUUAUCAGCUCAUAGCAAUGUAAUCGAAUGAAAACAUUUUUUUCCUUUUCCCUCGUGUUAUGCGUUGAAGGAAUCUUAUAGCAACUCCCUGUUGCCAUCUUUGUUUGC